GCGCAAUAUUGUACAGUGCGCGGGAACAAGAGACACACUUACCUGCAAUAUUGUCCCAUCACGAGUGCCGCUGCAUCUUUCCAUACGGGUCUACACCGCCCCAAGUCUGAAGAAACGCCAACAUGAAGUACAAAAAACUCGCCGCCAGACGACGGAUGUCCGGUGGAUUUUUCCGCGAGUUUCUCAAAGAUUUACUAGCUGACCGCCGCAGUAAAAAGUUCAGAAAGUCCAAGUUGAUUCUGGGUUUCUUCUACGGAUUUUUCCUGAGCCUGAUUCUCUACCAUUUUGUAAUUGUCGAUUUAGAAUUUACUGAACAGACCACUCAUCUAAUGGGUAUCAUUAUUGGUCUAUUUUUGAGCAUCGGCCAUGCAAUUUCACAACAGGUCCGGUGUUUGGGGCUUUUAGCGAUGCCGACGUUCUGUGAUAAGUCCGGCCAACGCGUAUUAGUGACCAUGGUGUUUGCGUACGUUAUGGCCGGCCCUUUAAAUAACAUAAUGAGAAACGGAUCCGAAGUGAUUAGAGUGUUCACCUGUUCCAGUGCACUGGUGUAUAAUUUGACCAAGACCCGAUAUGAACUCAUGUUCAAACCGUUUCAGGAAGCACUAUUUAAUUUGAAGGCUGAAACAAACGAGAUAAAAGAAACCAUAAAUUCCAUCAACGACGUGAUCGAUCCAAUUCGACAGGAAUUCGAAUCAGACAGUGACAGUAUCGUACUACACGAGAGAAACGACUACUUAGACGAUCUGCAAAUGAGACCAUCAAAAAUUUACAAUGCAAAAUCGUCCGAGCAUACCAAAAAUAUGUACAAAAUACCGGAGCCGAGCGAAGUGGAAAUAAAGUACAGAAAUAAAUUACACAGAAAGUGCAAAGGCAUCAUCGAUCGGGCCGACGAAAAGUGCAAGGCAGCGUUUCAGAACAGUUACGACAAUUGCAGGAACUCCGUACACUGGUCCGUGAACUGGGCCCUGUGCUGGCCUAUGCAAGUCACUUUCGUCUGCAAUCUUGCACCAUCCGGAUCAAUAUCGCGACGCUUACGACAUGACUCGCGACAUGAUGAUCGAUUUCCGGGAGAAAAGGCGGGCUGCCGAGUUCGUGUUCGUGUGCGUCGACGUCUGCUGGCCUUUUCGUUCCUCAAAAUACUUUUGGACAGUCAGAGUUACAUGCACAAAUACCUAACGGACAUCGAACACGACAACGCGUACGUGACCAGAUAUUACCGGAAGAUCGACGCCCGGCGGAAAAAGACCGGCAAACACACGUUGCUGCCGCUCAAGAAGACCGAAAAGAGCAAAAUGGUCGACUUGAGAAGCUACAAGCUGGUCGACCGCGAGUGUGAUCACCUGUUCAAAUCAUUGGUGAAAUUGGUGUUUGAAAUUAUCGCUGCCUCGUCAUUGGUUUUAUUGGACAUCGUGUUUUACGAGGCGCUGGACGUAAUCAAGAGACACGCUAAAAUCGAUUACUUCCAGACCGGCCACCACAACCUGUACAUCAAGGUCAAGGGCACCGGAAUGAUCGCUAAUUUGCUAAGGUCCGUCGUGGACAGGUUCAAUUUCAGGAAAAACAUCACCGUCAACCUUAGCAACGAAAUGUGUCUCCCAAAUCCAUACAAAUUGGAUGCAUAUUACCUGCAUAAAAUAUACGGCACUUUAAUGCUGGUGUUUGUCAUGACCGUAUUCGCCGGAUACUCGAGCCGACUAAAAAGAUUGAUCUGCGCGGUAUUUUUCCGGAAGAGAGAAAAGCGCAGAGUUCUAUACCUGUACAACGAAACAUUAAGAAAGCGAACGGCGUUCUUCAGGUACAUGAAGCAAAAGGUGGCAAAAUUGGCACGCGAAAACAAAUUAUCGGAAGAUCUUGAUAUUUUUCUGAUGUUGAGACUUAAGUUUCCAGCACUGUUUGGCUGGCUAGUAUGGUUUUCAUGUGGCCGGAGAAAAUGUCUGAUUUGUGGCGAACCAGAAACAAAUAACGGCAAACAGUAUGGUUGCAACACAGUUGGAUGUGUUUACAUACAUUGUGAACAGUGUUGGAAAGAUGUUGGCGUCUGUUAUGCCUGUUCAGAGAUAUUCAUAAAAAAAGAUAAUGAAUAUAAUCUGGACGCAGAUACUACUGCCGAGGGUUAUGUAGACACUGAUUAUUAUGAAUAGAAAAAAAACAUUACAGUUCAUUAAAAU
This is a messenger RNA of Rhopalosiphum maidis (corn leaf aphid), 2168 nucleotides long. It is a transcript of the gene snky, whose product is annotated as protein sneaky. NCBI's taxonomy places the organism in Eukaryota, Metazoa, Arthropoda, Insecta, Hemiptera, Aphididae. The record is from RefSeq and is a predicted model, not a curated record. Gene Ontology annotation, cellular component: membrane.